AUGGAGGCUAAGUUUGAGGAGGAGAGGAGGUGCCGAAUGGAGAUCGAGGCCAAGCUGGAGCAGGAGCGGAAACUGAGGGAGGAGCAGUCGGUUAUGUUGCACAGCAUGGUCACCUGGAUGCAAGGACUUGGCGCGUCGAUGAACUAUGCGACACCGCCUCCUCCCUUCGCCUUACCAGCUCAGCCUUACUUUCCUGCAGGACCUUCUGACACUCCCAAUCAGUCGUGGAACGCAUCGAACGACCCUCCUCCGGACCAGAACUCGCCGGCGGCUCCGUGGCAAUCUUGCCCCCCACCUGACCGUGAGUGACACCUACUCGUAGCUUGUACACUAGUGGACUUGGCGCGUCGAUGGACUCUUAGCUUGUGGACAUAUUUUAUGUAUUGGACUUUAUAUAUGUGAUGGACUCGUUCUAUGUGAUGUAUUGUCUAUCGGACUUGUGAUA
Messenger RNA from Panicum virgatum (switchgrass), 445 nucleotides. RefSeq lists its product as uncharacterized. The transcript has 2 exons. The record is from RefSeq and is a predicted model, not a curated record. Lineage: Eukaryota; Viridiplantae; Streptophyta; Magnoliopsida; Poales; Poaceae. Bases 1 to 309 code for a protein of 102 amino acids.